AUGUCGCAUCGCUUGGCUCGCCGCAGAGCCCGGGAGGUGGAUGCCCUGUCCCGCGUCGCGCGUGUGGGUAGCGCCCUGCAAAGCCGCGCCGUGUGGCGGGUGGACGUGGAGGCCAACGUGGCCGAGUUUCGGGCCCCGGGCGCGGUCCCCGUCCGGGGCCGCCUGAGUCGGAAGCUGCGGGCCGACGUGGCGCAGCUCGCGGCGCUGCCGCCGCCGGAAGCGCCGGAGGCGCUGAUUCCAGCGCAGACAGCCCUCGAUGCUGAGCCGCGGUUGCAGGACCUGCCUCGGCUUCUGCGGCGGCUGCGCCGCCUGCCGCUCCGGUUCUUGGCGCCGCAGCUGCCGCUGCUGGCCAAGCAGGUGGAGGAGCUGCCCGGCGAACCCAAAGCACGGCUGUGGAAUGCGGUGGCCCGCAGAGUGCUGGUGAACUCCGGGGUGUUCCCGGUGCAGGUCUUGGCCUACGCAUUGCCGGAGCUGCAGAGGGCGGGGCAUCUGGCGAAGGUCUCGGCCCUCGGGAAGUUGGUGCGGGGCUUGGCGCGGCAGCCGCUGGCCUCGACGAGCUCCACGCUGCCCAUGCUGAAGUGCUGCCGCGUGCUUCAGCUGCAACUGGCGCAGUCCAAGCCAACGGCGCCUGGGCUGUGGGCGGAACGCGUCCACCAGAUGCUGAGCCGGCGCCUGCCGAGCAGAUUCGCCCAAGCGCCUGCGGCGGAGGUGCUGCCUUGGAUGGACUUCUAUGCAGAGCAAGGGUUAGUGGAUGGGCAGCACCUGCAAGUCUGGGAGAAGGCGGGGGCAUCCCUCAGGGAGGCCUUCUUGUCCCAGGAGGAGGAGAGGCAGCUGCGGGAGUUGCAGGACAAGGUGCCGCUUUGGGUGGGGGAGUGCUUGCCUCACCCACCUGCAAAUGAUGCGGUUGCAACUUGGCAGCCACCGUUGGACGAGGGCGACCUUCCCGUGGAUGACACCAUGCCUAUGCCUGGGACACUGGAGCCAGUUCCCAAGAAUGUGGAUCCAUCCUUGUUGCCUCCUAUGUACCAGAUGUCUCCCCCAGUGCCGGUGCUUUGGCACACCGCUCCAGAGAACUACGAGCGGAAGUUGUCGCGCCUGGGCCCAAGGCAGCUGGUUCUGGCCCUGCGCUACGUAGCCGCAGACGGCGCGGGGAUGGUCUCCGCCGCUAGCGUUGCGGACGUGCCGGCGCAGCAUGCCAUGACUGAGCUGUCGCGUGGCGUGAUGCCCAGGCGGCACCGCAGCCGCACCAAGGCGCAGGCCUUCGUGGGAGCAUUGCUCAGCCACCUGGUGAGCCGCAUCCGCAGCGUGAGGUCCAACGAGGCCUGCUCGGCCGUGAAGAGCCUGGCAGCGCUCAAAAGGCUGGGCUUGGCAAGCCAUGACGCCAGCGAGGCGUUGCAGGCGCUCAUCUCUGGGCCGCUGUCUGGCUGGAAAGUUGCGACAGCCCUGACUCCACGCGAUGUGGCGCUGCUGCUGCAAGGCAUGUCUGCCUUGGCAGUGGAAGAUGGUGAGGUGUCGCCGGUGACACUUACGGCCCGUGCUGCCCUGGACACCGCUGCAGCGCGGCUCUUGGACCUUGCCACCUGCGCCUUGCAGGAGGCUGGCGCGCCGCCCGGGGCGCUCAGGACUCUCUGCGGCGCCGCGGCGCACGCGGCCGAGUUCGGGGGCCGCCCGGCGCGGCGGGCGCUGCGGCGGUUUUUGGUGGCCGCGGCCGCGGCGGCGAGGGAUGGGCCGCACGUUUCGGCUCCAGUGCUGAGGCAGCCUUUGGCAGUGCUGCGGGCAGCCGGGGACGCCAAGGUUUGGUCCUCGGAUGCCUUCGAGAUGCUGGCGCCUAUGGUCACAGAGCUUAUCUUUGGCAGGGCUGUUCGGAAGCUGCCAGGCUUCGAGCGAGACUGGAAGCCAUUGCUGCCAAGACACGACCACAUCCAGGGAGCCUGGCGCAUUGAGGAGCUAGCAGAGGUGGCCUGGCUUUAUGCAAGAAGCAGUAGUCAGAGACCAUUGGAAGGCCAAACCGCCACUGCCCUUUCACUCACACUCUUGAUCCACCUGCCGGCGCUGCAAUCAGCUCUUGGUGAAGAAGUCUCAGAUCAAGCAGUCUUGGAUUCACGGCUUUUGGCGUUUGCGUCUGAUGCCAGUCGCAUCCUGCGUUCUGCUGCAGACACUCCCUUCUUCGAGCCCUGGGUUCGCCCUGUGAAGUUUCCUGGGCACGAGUCCCAGCUGUCGCCUUCCAGCGACCAUUUCGAUCCCCAGCUGCUCGCAGAUGGGAGCGCGGCUCGGCAGCUGCUGCUGAGGUGGCGGAAGCUGACGUCGGCACCCGCGGCCGGCGCUCGGCGACGGUCGCGGGCGCUCGCCAGCGACGCAAGCCUUGGCCGGGACGCCCUGGCGGCGUGUACGGCGCUGGCGCUGCUUCGCUCCGAGAUCGCCGGCCACGCCAUCUCCUGCUUGCUGCGGGCAUCUUCCAAGCAACUGGCCAGCAGUGAGCUAAGACUGUGGCUCAGGCAGUUCCGGCAACACCGAGCCGCCAAAAAGGAGGCUACAGAUCGUGAAGCGCAUGCUGGAAGAUCACUUGAGCACGUCCGCUCCUUCCCUCACAAAGAUGCUUUUGACAAGAUACUGAUUCCAUGA
This is a messenger RNA of Effrenium voratum, 2622 nucleotides long. Lineage: Eukaryota; Dinophyceae; Suessiales; Symbiodiniaceae. The record is from the annotation of a GenBank genome assembly.